AUGAAAACCCUUCUCCUAUCCCUCGGUGCCAGCCUAGCCGCAGGACUCCCGUCGUCCAGCCCACAGGCUGCUCGGCGGGCCACGGCAGAACUGCCGACCCUCGGUCUAGCCAACAUAACCAAGAUCAACAUAGACGACGACGGCGGCAGCAUCCAGGGCAGGCGGCUGGCGGGCCCCUUCAUGGGCGUCGACUUUCCCGAUCCCAGCAUCAUCUGGGGCGACGGGUCGUGGAAGGCGUACGGGACCUCGUCCAACGGCAAGCACGUGCCCGUCGCGACGUCAUCCGACACCUGGUCCUGGACCCUCACGAGCACCGACGCGCUGCCGGACGUGGGGUCCUGGGUCGAUUCGGGCGAUAGGAGCAUCUGGGCGCCGGAUGUGCAGAAGAAUGACGCCGGCGACUACGUGAUGUACUACACCGCGCACCGCAGCGGCGGAAGCCACUGCAUCGGCGCCGCGACCUCGGCCACCGCCCUGGGGCCCUUCGCCCCGCAAAGCGGCCCCCUGAUCUGCGACGACUCCGGCGGCGGCGUCAUCGACGCCUCCGGCUACGACGACGGCGUCGACCGGUGGAUCCUGUGGAAAGUCGACGGGAACAGCCUCGGCGGCGCGACGACCUGCCAGGGCGGGACGCCGUCGGGCUCUGCCUACACGCCGACGCCGAUCAGGAUCCAGCGGGUGGCGCGGGACGCGCUGACGCUGCAGGGGAGCGCGAGCACGAUCCUGGAUAACGAGGGCAGGGCGAACGACGGCGUGGUCGAGGCGCCGGCGCUGUAUAAGAUUGGUGAUGGGAGGUUCGUGCUGUUCUAUAGCGCGCAUUGCUAUUCGAGCGAUGACUACGAUGUCGAGUACGCGUUCUCCGACACCAUUGACGGCAGCUACGGGAGCCGCGGGAUCCUGAUCCGGACGGUGGAUAAUCGUGGCGUUUACGGCCCCGGGGGGCUCGAUAUCGAUCCGAAUGGCCGAAGUGUGGUUUUCCAUGGCCGGUUGAACGCGAAUCAGGGGGGUGGGGCGCGCGAGCUGUAUAGUGCGGAGUUGACGAUUAACGGGCAGUCGAUAACUUUCUAG
Hypoxylon fragiforme is the source of this 1068-nucleotide messenger RNA. RefSeq names its product glycoside hydrolase family 43 protein. Gene Ontology annotation, molecular function: hydrolase activity, hydrolyzing O-glycosyl compounds. The record is from RefSeq and is a predicted model, not a curated record. Gene Ontology annotation, biological process: carbohydrate metabolic process. The transcript has 2 exons. Lineage: Eukaryota; Fungi; Ascomycota; Sordariomycetes; Xylariales; Hypoxylaceae. The coding region runs from base 1 to 1068 and encodes 355 amino acids.